AUGGAAGAAAGUGAUGAACCUGAUCAGCCUAUCUCAUCAGGGAGGCAAGAAAUUCGAAAGAGAAGACGACCCAGCCGGCCAAUGGUAGACAAAGCCCAGCAGACUGAAGAGCUAGAGAAAAAGAAGCACUCGCCCAUGCCACAAUCAUCUGGCCCCAAAGCGACCCUUAGUAUUGGUAAUAUUCAUGGAAGCAAAGUCAACUAUGAGUCUCUCAGAGUAUCUUCUCAACUUCAGCAAACUUGGGUGAAGAGAAAGCGUGUACAGGAUAUGACUGACAAAUCUCUGCAGACAGACCCUAUUGCAGAAGAGAAAAAAGAAGAAAUCAAGUCAGUUGGUGAAACAGUGAUACCUGAUGAAAAGCCAGCUGCUGUUGGAGAGGCAGCCCCUGAAUUUCCAGAGAGUGUUCAUGAAGUGGAAAUUUCACCAAGCAGACCCGCAGUUCAACUCAAAAUUGACAGAUCUCAGCAGACCAGUUGUACUGGAGAUUGGACAAUGAUGAACAUUCCUCAAAGAGAAAAAGUGGACAAGGAACAGCAGACAUACUUUAGUGAAUCAGAAAUAGUGGUUAUUUGCAGACCAGGUAGUUCUUUUCCAAAUUCAAAGCAAGAUGAGCAGACACCUAAAUCCUCAGGGAAGGUUUUUGCGGGUGAACAUCCUGAAUUUCAACCCACAACGUGUAGCAGUGAAGAAAUUAGGCAGAAAAGUAUCAGCAGAUCUUCAUUUAGUCAACAAAACAUAAAAAGUACUCCAGUACUUUUAGAAGAUGAGCAAGACGUUCUAGUUGAAGUACAGCCUCCCACUGCAGAAGAGAUCUCUCCUGAAGUGCAACCUCCACCGGCAGAGGAGAUCACUGCAGAAGAGACCCCGGCUGACCUUCAGCCUCCACCAGCCGAGGAGGCCCCUACAGAACAGGCUCUUUCAGAAGAGCCUUAUGCUGAAGUUCAACCUCCAACAGCUGAAGAGGCUCCUGUUGAAAUACAGCCUUCCCCAGCUGAGGAGGCUCCUACACAGGAGGCCCCAGAACUUCAGCUUCCACCGGCUGUGGAGGCCCCUGCAGAAGAGGUCCUAGAGGAACUUCAGCCUCUACCAGCUGAGGAGGCUCCUGCAGAGGAGGCCACUGCUGAACUUCAGCCUCCCCUAGUUGAGGAGACCACUGCAGAAGAGGUCCCUGCCAAAGUUCAGCCUCCAGCUACUGAGGAGGUCCUUGCAGAAGAGCCCCUAGCUGAACUGCAGCCUCCACCAGUUGAGAAGUCCCCUGCAGAAGAGGCCCCAGCUGAAGACCAGUCUCCACCAGCUGAGGAGCCUCCUAUAGAAGAGGCCUCAGCUGAAGAUCAGUCUCCACCAACUGAGGAGCCUCCUAUGGAAGAGGCCCCAGCUGAAGAUCAGUCUCCACCAACUCAGGAGCCUCCUAUGGAAGAGGCCCCAGCUGAAGAUCAGUCUCCACCAGCUGAGGAGGCCCUUGCAGGAGAGGCCCCAGCUGAGAUCACUGCAGGAGAGACCCCAGCUGAACUUCUGUCUCCACCAGCUGAGGAAGUCCCUGCAGAAGAGGCCCCUGCUGAACUUCAGCCUCCACCAACUGAAGAAACUACUUCAGAAAUGGUCCCUGUGGACAGACAGCCUCCACCAGCUGAAGAGCCCAAUUCUAUCUCACAAAUCUCUAUAAAAGAUACCCCUGCUGAAGUUCAGCCUCCACCAUCUCAACAAACCCCUACAGCUGAGGCUCUGGUAGACAAUGUGUCUACUGAAUAUCAGUCUCCCGAGACAACAGAUGUCUCAGUGGUAAAAUUAGGAUCACUGCUUUUGAAAGAUGAGCCAAAGUAUGAAGAGCCUUUACAACUGGAUCCUGUUCCUGAAGAUUUGUCUACUAACGUGAAAGGACAGGUUUCUACUAUUGAAAUAGAUGGUGUCAUCCAGAUACAAGUGAAAUAG
Equus quagga is the source of this 1929-nucleotide messenger RNA. RefSeq names its product fibrous sheath CABYR binding protein (gene FSCB). Bases 1 to 1929 code for a protein of 642 amino acids. The transcript has a single exon. Gene Ontology annotation, molecular function: calcium ion binding. The record is from RefSeq and is a predicted model, not a curated record. Lineage: Eukaryota; Metazoa; Chordata; Mammalia; Perissodactyla; Equidae. Gene Ontology annotation, biological process: negative regulation of protein sumoylation. Gene Ontology annotation, cellular component: sperm principal piece; sperm fibrous sheath.